Vombatus ursinus (common wombat) is the source of this 3824-nucleotide messenger RNA. RefSeq names its product RNA binding motif protein 27 (gene RBM27). The coding region runs from base 52 to 3339 and encodes 1095 amino acids. The record is from RefSeq and is a predicted model, not a curated record. Gene Ontology annotation, biological process: mRNA processing. Lineage: Eukaryota; Metazoa; Chordata; Mammalia; Diprotodontia; Vombatidae. Gene Ontology annotation, cellular component: nucleus. The transcript has 22 exons. Gene Ontology annotation, molecular function: metal ion binding; RNA binding.
ACAGGUGGGGGUCGGGGAGGGAGGAGUGGUAGAGACCUCCCGCCCUGCACCAUGCUCAUAGAAGAUGUGGAUGCCCUCAAGUCGUGGCUGGCCAAGUUACUGGAGCCGAUAUGUGAUGCAGACCCUUCAGCCUUAGCAAACUAUGUUGUAGCACUGGUCAAGAAGGACAAACCAGAGAAAGAACUGAAAGCCUUCUGUGCAGAUCAACUAGAUGUUUUUUUACAAAAAGAAACUUCAGGUUUUGUGGAUAAACUCUUUGAAAGUCUCUAUACCAAGAACUACCUUCCUCCAUUGGAACCAGUCAAACCAGAGCCAAAACCUACAGUUCAGGAAAAAGAGGAAGUCAAAGAAGAGGUAUUUCAUGAGUCAGCAGAAGAAGAGCGAGAAGUCAGAAAAAAGAAAUAUCCCAGUCCCCAAAAGACCCGUUCAGAAUCUAGUGAACGAAGGACACGUGAGAAAAAAAGAGAAGAUGGCAAGUGGAGGGAAUAUGACAGGUACUACGAGAGAAAUGAAUUGUAUCGUGAUAAGUAUGACUGGCGAAGAGGCAGGAGUAAAAGCCGUAGUAAAAGCAGAGGAUUGAGUCGUAGUCGGAGCCGAAGUAGGGGAAGAAGCAAAGACCGAGAUCCAAAUAGAAGUGUUGCAGAACACAGGGAAAGAUCAAAGUUCAAGAGUGAAAGGAAUGAUUUGGAUAAUUCCUAUGUGCCAGUGUCUGCACCACCCACUAACUCUUCUGACCAGUAUUCCUGUGGGGCUCAGUCUAUUCCCAGCACCGUUACCGUGAUUGCACCUGCUCACCACCCUGAGAACACAACUGAGAGCUGGUCUAAUUACUAUAACAAUCAUAGCUCUUCCAAUUCUUUUGGUAGAAACCCACCACCAAAGAGGCGAUGCAGAGAUUAUGAUGAAAGAGGAUUUUGUGUACUUGGUGACCUUUGUCAGUUUGAUCAUGGGAAUGAUCCUCUAGUGGUUGAUGAAGUUGCUCUACCAAGCAUGAUCCCUUUCCCACCUCCACCUCCUGGGCUUCCUCCUCCACCACCACCUGGCAUAUUAAUGCCUCCAAUGCCAGGACCAGGGCCAGGGCCAGGGCCAGGCCCCGGACCAGGGCCAGGACCAGGCCCCGGACCAGGGCCUGGCCACGGUAUGAGACUUCCAGUUCCACAGGGACAUGGUCAGCCUCCACCUUCUGUUGUGCUUCCUGUACCGAGACCACCUAUAACACAGUCAAACUUGAUAAAUAACCGUGACCAGCCUGGAACAAGUGCAGUGCCCAAUCUUGCACCAGUGGGAGCAAGACUACCUCCUCCUUUACCCCAGAACCUCCUUUAUACAGUAUCAGAACGACAGCCCAUGUACUCUCGUGACCAUGGUGCUACUGCAUCUGAGCGACUUCAGUUGGGGACACCGCCUCCUCUUUUGGCAGCUCGUUUGGUGCCACCUCGAAACCUCAUGGGAUCCUCCAUUGGGUACCAAACCUCAGUUUCCAGUCCCACCCCUCUGGUCCCAGAUACUUAUGAGCCAGAUGGCUAUAACCCAGAAGCUCCUAGUAUUACCAGUACUGGUAGAUCUCAAUACCGACAGUUCUUUUCAAGAACACAGACACAGCGCCCAAAUCUCAUUGGCCUGACAUCUGGUGAUAUGGAUGCAAAUCCAAGAGCUGCUAAUAUUGUCAUCCAAACUGAACCACCAGUUCCCGUGUCAAUUAAUAGCAACAUAACCAGAGUAGUGCUUGAACCGGAUAGCAGAAAAAGAGCUUUGAGUGGUUUGGAAGCACCUCUCACGAAGAAGCCUUGGAUGGGAAAGCAAGGGAAUAACAAUCAGAGUAAACAAGGAUUCCUAAGAAAGAAUCAAUAUACGAACACCAAAUUAGAAGUCAGGAAAAUUCCACAGGAACUCAACAAUAUUACAAAGCUCAAUGAGCACUUCAGCAAAUUUGGAACUAUUGUUAAUAUUCAGGUUGCUUUUAAGGGUGAUCCUGAAGCAGCUCUCAUCCAAUAUCUCACUAAUGAUGAGGCCAGAAAAGCCAUUUCCAGCACAGAAGCUGUUCUGAAUAACCGUUUUAUAAGAGUUCUGUGGCACAGGGAAAAUAAUGAGCAGCCACCAUUACCACCACCAACACAGCAGCUGCUGCUCCAGCAGCAGCAGCAGACAUCUCUGUCUCACCUGUCCCAGCAACACCAUCAUCUCCAGCAACACCUCCAUCAGCAGCAAGCACUGGUAGCUCAGUCUCCACCCUCCACAGUGCAUGGGGGUAUUCAGAAGAUGAUGAACAAACCACAGGCACCAGGUGUGUAUGUUCUUAACAAAGUUCCUGUUAAACAUCGCCUUGGGCAAGCUAGUGGAAACCAGGGUGAUACAGCACACUUAUUGAACCAGUCUGGUGGAACCACUGGAGAUGAUUGCCAGACAUUUUCAUCAUCAGGCCAUGCAAAAAUGGUGUACAGCUCCACAAACUUAAAGACAACUCCAAAACUUGGUUCAGCAUCUAAAUCCCAUGAUGUCCAAGAAGUUCUUAAAAAGAAACAGGAGGCAAUGAAGCUACAACAAGAUAUGAGGAAAAAGAGACAAGAAGUACUAGAGAAACAAAUAGAAUGUCAAAAGAUGCUGAUAUCAAAGUUGGAGAAAAACAAGAACAUGAAACCAGAAGAAAGAGCAAACAUAAUGAAGACCUUGAAAGAACUUGGAGAAAAAAUCUCACAGUUGAAGGAUGAAUUAAAAACAUCUGCAGCUUCUACACCAUCCAAACUGAAGUCAAAGACAGAGGCACAGAAAGAGCUGCUAGAUGCAGAACUAGACUUCCACAAGAGACUAUCUUCUGGUGAAGACACAACAGAAUUACGGAAAAAACUGAAUCAGUUACAGGUUGAGGCUGCUCGUUUGGGUAUUUUGCCUGUGGGUCGUGGAAAGACCAUGUCUGCUCAAGGCCGAGGAAGAGGCCGAGGCCGUGGAGCAAGAGGAAGGGGCCCAUUAAAUCACAUGGUGGUGGAUCACCGCCCCAGAGCAAUAACAGUUAUGGGCUUCUUUGAGGAGGAGAAAGAUGAAUUACUUCAGCAUUUUUCAAAAUUUGGAGAUAUUGAAGAUCUUCAAGAAGAAGAAUCACCUUUAAGUGUUGUUUUAACGUACAAGUCUAGGUCAGAAGCUGAAAAUGCUGCAAACCAAGGAUCAAAAUUCAAAGAUCGCAGACUACAGAUAUCAUGGCACAAACCCAAGGUACCAUCUAUAUCCACAGAAACUGAGGAAGAAGAAGCCAAGGAAGAGGAGACUGAAGCUUCAGAUUUGUUUUUGCAUGAUGAUGAUGAUGAAGAUGAAGAUGAAUAUGAAUCUCGUUCUUGGCGAAGAUGAAAUCUGAUGGGAGCUGUAUAGUUUUAGGAAUUUUGUUUAGAAGAACAACUUUUAAAAAUUAUUUAAAGACGUCAUUGAGCCAAAAAUUUUUAUUUUUUUUUCUUUUCAACAUAGGUUUAAAGACAGCAAGUUUGCUAUUUAAACACAUCUCAUAACUGUAUGUGAUAUUAAAGCAGCCAAAGGCCUAGUGACUUUUACACAAUUCUGAAGAUCCACAAGAGUCAUAUGGGUGUUCUCUAGAGCCUUAUUUUCUACACCACCUAUUUUCGAUGGUGUGGGAUUAUGAUGUAGAUGACAGGGUGUUUAGAAAUUUUAUUUUGUAAUAUAAUCUGCUGAUAAAAUUUCAUUAAAUGUCAAAGUAGCCUGGAAUCUCGUAACUCUCAGAUAUUAUGGAUGGGGUCGUCACACUAUGGGAGAUAUUUUUGACUAAACCUUGUUUUAAGAUUCAUCUUGAAAGAAAAAUACAAUUUGUUUUAAUUUUUUAA